Microbotryum saponariae is the source of this 1322-nucleotide messenger RNA. The record is from the annotation of a GenBank genome assembly. Lineage: Eukaryota; Fungi; Basidiomycota; Microbotryomycetes; Microbotryales; Microbotryaceae.
AUGAACCAACUGCAAGUUCAAGACGAAGGGGGCCGCUCACCCAUUGCGCUGCAACAACAAAUCUCGCCAGAGCCAUACCUAUCGGAAGAUGAAUCGUAUCUAUAUGAGGAUGAGGACGCUUCGAAACUCUCGGCGGCUUUGGUCGCGACUCCCCCCACUGCAAGUCCUCGACGUCUCACACCUCCGACUCAGCCUCGGGACUUUCGAGCUCUCGCAAGAACUGUUCCAGCGACUCCGAAGAGGAUUCGGCAACGCUCCAUACUACGGAGUCUGAGAAGACAGCUCAGACGAGGUAUUACCUGACAACAUCGUGUCCGCACCACUCCUGGCUCGGAAAGACAAGAAGAUUUGGACCGGCAUACCUGCGAGCUCUCUCGGUGAAAGGCAGACCGACGAACUGUCGAACACGACGCGCGAAGCAAUUUUCUCAAACAUAAUCCUCACCACUGCAGAGCACAACGAGCUCCGUCUCAGGCCGCUCGUUCCUCGCAAGCAGAAAUCCGAAUGGAAAUUUGUAAGCAAACUUCUUGUCUGGAGUCCCCAAGGUUCAUAGCUACAGGGGUGUGUCGAAGCUGCGUGCUGGGCUGCGUUUGUUUCGUCCUGUGAUCGACCUAAAUUUAAUUGGUGAGAUAUAUCAACAGAAGCAUGACUGAGCUCCACGCAUAUAUGAAUGCUGUCUUGCUGUCGUCGAGCGACCUUCGGUGACGCGCCAUCAUCAUCAACAUCCGUCGGAUGUGGCAGUGGGGAUCUGAUGACGUCCAGAAGUGUCUAUCACUCUUUUGAAAGCUUGGAGUCAACCCGCGAAGGUCGACCUGUUGUAGAGGUUCUACGAAUGGCCAUCGUUGCUCGGGCCCGGCCUGCAAAAGAGAUCGAGGAAAGGAUGGCGAGCUCGGGUACAAGAAACUACAGGACCCCAGGAAAACAAUGCUCUAGUCACUUCAAGGUGACCAUUUCGCAUAUAAAAUCAAAGGAUCUUGAUUUGGGUGGCUGACAUGUUUUUCUUUUUCCUUCUUCCUUCGUCCCUUGUGCAGAUCCUCGUCCAGGCUGUCGAUCUUUCAUCGGCGCUGGUGUACGCCCUCGGCAAUCACGAACGACGCCAACCCCCGCCGAACGUCCGACGUCCAACCCCUUUCAUUCGUGCGUUGGCGCGUCAAGAAGUCUUUCGGCAGGCCAACACGCCCACGCUCGCAUUCGAAAGUGAGUGUGUGCUCCAAGUUUGCACAGGAAGUUUUCUCAUUUCAAGACUGACCAUGAGUUCCCUCGCCCUUCCUUCAUUUCCGUCAGUAAUUGCCACGCGCGAUAUCAAACACCUACCAGAGUGA